Molecule: messenger RNA, 1140 nt
Organism: Arctia plantaginis
Lineage: Eukaryota; Metazoa; Arthropoda; Insecta; Lepidoptera; Erebidae
Source: the annotation of a GenBank genome assembly
AUGGCAGGCGGUCGACGAACAAUAACGAUGAUGCGUCUAGGCAGGUGUGUCGCCUUCCUCGCCGCUGCCGCCUUCCUAUUGCCGUUCACCAUCCUUCUCAUGGUAGCAGACCAGCAAUAUAACCUCACCUACAGUUCUAAGAGAGUAUUCUACCAAGAGAGUGACUUCUAUAAAAUUAAUGGAACGUAUUACGCGCCAGCGUUCACGAUAACAACACCUACUAUGUUAAAGACACAGUAUAUUUACGAGAACAGCACACACGAUGAUGGUUUGCUGUCUCGAGAAAAAUUCAUGGAGGUCAACGCGAGAAUGGAAGCCAGAAGAGCAUAUCUGAGAGCGGAAUGUUCUAAUUUGGGCCUAGGUGGUUCCGGUCAAAAGGCCAACGCGUGGGAAUAUCUAAUUAAUAGGCAGUACCAUGUUAUAUGGUGCAACGUAUUCAAAGCAGCGUCUACAUCAUGGAUGUAUAACUUUAACUUAAUGGCAAACUAUACAGCAGCAUUCUUAGACAAAACCAAAGAAGUUCCUUUAGAAUUGGCUAGGAAGAAGUACGCGCGGCCUACAACAGAAAUGAUCAGAAAGGCACAAGCAGAUUCCAUUACUUUCCUGAUAGUCAGACACCCUUUGGAAAGAUUGGCUUCAGCAUACAACGAUAAAAUUGUACAUGCGUGGCCUAAAUCGUUCCACGACAAAAUGGGACAAAGGAUUGUGAACAAGUAUAGGAAGAAAAAUGGCAGUCAUCCGGUUCCAACAGAAAGGUAUCCAGUAUUUGAAGAGUUCGUCUCUUAUGUGCUAGACGAAGCUAAAGGGAAAAGGACACUGGAUAUGCACUGGACUCCUUACAGCAGUUUUUGUACACCGUGCAAGUUCCAUUUUGAUGUCAUUCUCAAAUUUGAGACGUUGGAUGAGGAUCAGCAAUAUUUGAUCCAGUUAGCUGGACUGCAAGAUAUCGUAAAACCAGAGUGGCGCAACAGUGGAAAGGGGCCCAACACGCGUAACAACAUCAGUCAUCUUUAUUCGCGCUUGAAGAAAAGCCAACUUGAUGGCCUUUACCAGCUUUAUAGAAAUGAUUUCCAAUUGUUCAACUACACCAUAGAUAAUUACUACAUCAUAAUACCAGACCAGACGAGCAAUGACGGAUGA